CAUAAAUUACAAGGCCACGGUGCUCCGAGGCACUACUUACUGCGCCCACGCACUCGCCCCACGCCCGAACCCUACCCCUGCUACUGCCGCUGCAUAAUACAUGACCUCGCAGGCAUACGCCUGAGCCGCCGCAGCCCCAGGGAUUUUGAGUUCACACCUGACCCGAGGGCCGGCCGGCCGUUGAAAGGUUGGGCGCCGCCCGGGCCCGCACCCGGAGCCCCGGCGGCCCGGAGGCAGUAGCCCAUAGCCAUAUGCUCGGCAACGCGGGGGGCCAGCAGCAGGCGAGCCGCACCGGGCGCUCGCUGCGCGGCCUGGGUGUGGCCGCGAGCUGCCUGCCGCUGGUGCUGUUCGCGGCGCUGCUCGCGGCUGCCUAUUACACCGGCCGCGACAACGUCUUGCCGCCAGUGGCGGAUGCAGCAGACAGCAGCAGCGCGGCGGGAGCGGCGGGCGCAAGGCAGCGCGGGCUCUGGGUGCCCACGCGCCAGCGCAACCACCCAGGGGGAGUUGUCCAGCAGCGGCCGCCGCAGCAGUCGCAGCAGCGCGUGACCCUGGUUGACUCGACGCCGCGGGCGGACCCCGCGGCAGCACUGAAAACACACGCCGCCACGCCGCACGCCCAUAACAGCGGCGGCAGCAGACGGCCUCGGACCGGGCCCAACCCUGGCACCGCGGCUGCAGGAGCGGCUGCAGAUGCUGGUGCCCAGACGUCCGCAGCGUCCGGCGGCUUGCUACAGCCACAUCGCCCUAGCAUCGGGCCCAUCACCAGCACUAACAGCGGUGGUGCUGCUGGGGGCCGGGCGGCGACCGCCUCAGUCUUGCCGCUGGCGGCUCCGCGGCUGCCAGCCCCUCCGGCACGCCCCCAGCCACCCAUGCCCGCAGGUCCGUUGGCAGCAUCUCUCAGCCUGCGGUACGUGGUCCCACAGGCCCACAACGCCGCAGCGCACCAGCAGCAACACCAGCUGGGCGCAACCACACCAGCAGCAGCUGCAACAGCAGCAGGCGGUCGAGCCCCAGCAACGCCGCCGCCAGCGCAGCCAAAGGCAGCAGCUCAACAGCAACAGAACCCCUCCCUCCGCAAGGGCCCGGUGCCUAGCGGCGGCCUGCCGCCUGUGGUGCGGCCGCAGUCGCUGUCCCAGCUGCGCAACCCGCCGCCGCCUCAGGCCCCAGUGCCGCCAGAGCAGCCGUCGGUGUCGGCGGUCUGCGCUGCGCUGCUUGGGGAGGUGGCCGCAGCUGGCAGCGGUGUGGGAGGUGACGGGGCGUCGGGGGGGACGGCUGCUGCAGGCGAGACAGCGGCGACGGCUGCGGCAGAGUUCGCAUACCACAUGGUUGUGUUGGCGUCACCCCGGGUGCACCAGGGACGCUACCUGUCCAGCACACUGCUGUCAGUGGCGGCUGCAAACGCCCGGCCCACCACCCUCACCGUCCUGUGGGCGGACUAUGCACCCAAUCGCUCGGACGAGCCACAGCCACAGCCGCAGCCACAGCCACAGCCACAGCCACAGCAGCCCGGUAGCGGCACCAUGAGCCGCGCAACCACCCAGCCAGUCAAACCAGCAACAGCAACAGCAACAGGGCCUGAGGUCUCAGCAGGCACUCAUGGCGGCGGCGACGGCCAUGCUUCCGGCGGCAGCCAGGCCGAUGAGCUCGAGUCCGACACAUCUGCGGAGGAAGACGUGGAUGUGGAGCUGCUGCAGCAAAUCCUCAUGCCGGUCCCGGGCACAGCAGCAAAGCCUGUGGCGACACAGCCCGCCCCGGCGGCGAAUGCCACAACCAGCGGGGGCAACGGUGGGGCGGGCACCAGCGGCAGGAGGCUCCAGGCAGCCGCCGGCAAGGCCACUGCAGGCCCCAGCAGCGCAACCUCUUCUGCCUCGGUCUCUUCGGACUUCAACUCCGUCUUCAGCCUGCUGUCAAAUCUGGAGCUCUAUAUCCGGCCCCGGCCCCGCACCCGUACACGCCCCGGCGAGGCGAGGCACUCGCCGCUUUGCCGUGAUGCCCGCCGGCCGCCGCCGCCCUUCCCGCACCUGCGCCUGCGCUACCUGCCCACCGGCGUGCGAACGGGCGACGUGCUAGCAUCCUACUACCAGUCCUUUCUGGCGCCCGACCAGGCUUGCGAACAGCUAACUGGCGCGAGCCCACGUCGGAAUAUUGCUGACGAGCUGGGGGAGCCGGAGCUGAGCGACCUGCCACUGCUGGUGCUGGAGGGCGAUGUGCUGCUGGCGCCCAACUUCGGCGACCGCAUGGACUGCGUGCUGGCCAUGAUGCAGGGCCUUCCUCGCGGCGGCCGCAACCAUAGCUCCACCAACCCGCCCGAUGACGAGUCCAGCGGUGAUACCAGCCCCUGCGGCUCCGCCAGCCCCGCGAACCAUCUGGUGCGGCUGCGGCGCUACCGCGGCCCCGACUUCGCCUCCAGCAUGUACGACCCCGGUAUGGUCCCGGCGACCGUGGCAGAGGUCAUGCGCCUGUACGAGCGCCAGCAGCAGCACCGGGAGCAGGAGGGGAAGCAGGUGGGGAAGCAGGAGGAGAGGAGGGCGACGGAGGAGCAGGCGGGGGAGGGCGGCAGCGCGCGACUGACGCUGGUGCCCAACCUGUGGUCCUGGGGCUCACAGGGCCUGCUGUACUCGGCGGGUGUGCGGCGCAGUGUGAUGGCGCACUACCGCGAGCUCAUGGCGGGCUGUGCGCCGCAGGACGGACUGCAGGACAUUGAGCUGGUCCGGCACCUGGAGGCGCGGGGCUGUGCCGGCAUCCCGCCACUGCCGCCCGUGCGCUCCAAGCCCUCCGCCUCCGGCGCCGCCUGUGAGCCGCGUCGGGUUCACGGCGACCGACUGGAGGAGACUCUGCGCCUAGGCCUGCGCCUGUGGCCCCGGCACGCCGUGACACACAACACCUCACUGACCUCAGCAGCGAGCACGGCGGCAGCGGGAGCAGCAGGAGGUGCAGCUGCUGCUGCUGCUGGCGGCGCCGCCGCCGCUGACCCCACCAGCAGCAGCCCUAGCAGCACGGGCAGCGGCGGGAGCGGCGCAGCUGCUGGUGCAGCCUUAGGUGGUGGUGCAGGAGACGGAGCUGCGGUUGGGGAUGCGCAUGGGUAUGGGAGUGGGGGUGGGGAGCGGUGUUACCUGUUCACGGUGCGGCCGGCAAUGGUGCAGCACGUGGGAGCCGCCAGCGCGCUGUUCGGCGCCGUGUCGCAGCGGUUCCACGUGGCCAUGACCUUUCCAGAGCGCGUGGCCAUCCCGGGGCUUGACCGCGAGGACACGUGGUGAGCGGCUGAGCGCGAUGUGGGUCGGCCCUAGCUAUGUAUGGCGCCUUGUGGGUCGGGCUGCGAUUGUGGGUGGGGGUUGCGCAGGCGCUGCGGAACGUCAGGCUCGGGCUCGGCUGAAGGACCAGAGACGCUAGGGAGCUGGUGUGUGGAGGGGAGAGACGCUAUCAGGGAGACCACGUAACUAGUACCGUAACUUGACCUGCGAAAUCAGGACCUGGGUCUCCUGCAGCCACGGCGGGCGCGUGUAUGGUACUGUGGCGUAGGCCACCCCUGGCGUAGGCCGUGGGGCGGUGCGGAGGGAGUGGUGACGCACCUGGCGCGCUUUGGACACGGCUAGCGCUUGUUAACUUGUAUGCUAAGUUAUCAUUUCGAUGACAAGAGCUACGGCAGGCAUGGGUCGCUGUAACUGUAAGGCAGCGUCGCACGGGCGUUUGCUGGCUAAGGAGCGUGCUAGCGCAAGGCGCCGACGUGCAGGGUCCAAGGAAGUCCAGGAAGUCAGACUAGAAGUUGACUGGUCCCAAGUCACUGCGGCAGGAAAAGCCUGCACCGUAAGUCACAGUCGCAAGUAUGAAGGACAGUUAGCUGCUGCUUUGUUGCUUUCAUGCAUUGAAUUGGUAUGCGAGACAUGCUGCCAGCACAUGUGCUGCUUCCUGUGCCAAACGGGGCGGGCUGCGGGUUCAGGAACUUUAGAUCGAUAA
Messenger RNA from Chlamydomonas reinhardtii, 3954 nucleotides. RefSeq lists its product as uncharacterized. The transcript is spliced from 8 exons. Lineage: Eukaryota; Viridiplantae; Chlorophyta; Chlorophyceae; Chlamydomonadales; Chlamydomonadaceae. The coding region runs from base 252 to 3257 and encodes 1001 amino acids. The record is from RefSeq and is a predicted model, not a curated record.